This is a messenger RNA of Ooceraea biroi (clonal raider ant), 2729 nucleotides long. RefSeq names its product odorant receptor 43a. The record is from RefSeq and is a predicted model, not a curated record. Gene Ontology annotation, biological process: sensory perception of smell; detection of chemical stimulus involved in sensory perception of smell. NCBI's taxonomy places the organism in Eukaryota, Metazoa, Arthropoda, Insecta, Hymenoptera, Formicidae. Gene Ontology annotation, molecular function: odorant binding; olfactory receptor activity. Gene Ontology annotation, cellular component: plasma membrane.
AGUAAUUUUUAUUACGAUUAAAAUUCGAACAAAUGUCAAUUACAUUAUUUAAUGGUUUAUAAUGAUUUUUGAUAUUUACAUGUGAUAUGUUGUUCGCAGUGGACUUGCAUUGUUGUGCCCUUAUAAUAGAAAUAUGGAUUAAAUGACAUUGUUAAAACGCAUUUGAUCAAAUAAUAUUUUAUAAGUAAAAUGAGUGUUAAUUAUCCAUUACAUUAAAAUAUAACAAAAAUACUCCGUUGUUAUUUUUUUUUUCUUUUUAUCUCGAUAUAAUAUAAUUUUUAUUCUUUUAUAUAUGUAAUUAUGCAUAAAAGUCCAUAUGUACAGUAUAUUAACAACAAUAAUUAUAUUACGAAGUGUUAUAACAGUACAAUAAAAAUAUUAUAAUAAUAAACUGUGAAAUAUAGUAUAAAUGUAUGAAAAAUAAAAUAUCUGUAAAACAUUUAUCAAAAUUAACUCAUUAAAAGAAUCACAAAAAAUUUUACUAUAUCAUAUUGGAUUACAUAUUAUAUUAAUACAGGACACAGACCUUUUUUGUCCACUAACUUUUAAUUAUCAACCAAUACUUUCACAUUUUUUCAUAUUCUUUUUAAUAUUAAGUGGAAACUAAUUAUAAUGAGAAACAAAAUGCAAAAUAAAUGCAUAAUAUAUUUCUAGAGAGAACAAAGUUAUACCUUAUUUGUGACAAAUUGAAUAUUUUUCUUUAUUACAUUUAAAGUUAUAUUAUAUUUAUAUAAUAAGUUGCAUAUAAGUUAUAAGUCAUACUAUAUUUAAAAAGUUACGUACUAUUAUAUUAUAAUUCAACUAUUCCAUUACAUAUGAAUUUUAAUUUAAAAUUAAUUUAUAUUUAAAUGUUAGAAAUGUUCCGCACAGUGGCCUUCUUAAUUUAUUAAGACAUAUACCCCUUACAUAUAUCCCUUGCGGCGUAAAUCGAUGGUACUGCGUGAGAAAACAGCAAAUGUAAUGCGUGACAUUCUAACCGACCUUAUUAUUCAUAUACUAGUACUUCAUUAUUUUCUCGACAUUACUUCUCACAUAAUCGUGUAGAAAGCAGUUCAAAUAUUUAAUGUGUUUUGCCCCUCGCUUCUAAAAAGUUUCUGCAUACGCGAUGAGAAUGCUCUAUUAAAUGCGAGAUAACUUCGGUUCUUGCACGGAAAACAACCGUCAGUUUCUAGUAAACUUUCGAUAUGGAUGACUCGAACUACUCGGGACGAAAAGGUUUCGAAUGGGCAGUGAAAUUGAAUCGUACGAGUUUGAAUUUAAUUGGGGUAUGGCCUGAUCCGGAAGAAAAUUCCAGAGAAAAAUUAAUGAGCAAUAUACGUGUAAUCAUUACAUUUCUGGUGGUGAUAAGUUUAUUGGUGCCUUGUAUACACUCAUUGAUUAAAACUCAUUCUGAUAUUAUGCUGACAAUAGACAAUUUACAAAUUACGGUACCGGUAAUGAGCACCAUUAUAAAGCUUCCAAUAUUUUGGAGAAAAAAAAAAGCUCUCACAUCGAUCAUAAACAUGAUCGUCAAAGACUGGUUAAAGUCAAAAAACAUCCAGGAAAAGAAAAUGAUGAUAAAAUGGGCGCUACGUGCACGUAUAUUUAUGACAUGCUCAUAUAUAAUACUAGUAGUCGCACUCAUAAUUCUUUUUGUCAUACCUAUUUUCGAAAAUUCAAUGAGGAUGGCAUCAAAUAUCACUGAUUCACACAUAUCAUUGGCUAUACCAACUUAUUAUAUUUACGAUGUAACAAAAAGACCACAGUACGAAUUAACAAUUAUUAGCCAAUGCAUCUCUAUUACCACUACAUGCAUAAUUUAUAUAGGAAUUGACAAUUUUUUUGGAUUAUUAGUUUUUCAUAUUUGCGGACAAUUGAACAUCAUGAGGAAUCGUCUCACAUGUAAUCACGAUAAUUUUCGUACCGUAUUGAGAGCUACUGUGAUGUAUCAUAUUCGAUUGCUUAGAGUUAUAAAUACUAUAGAAGAUACAUACAACGUCAUUCUGUUAAUAUUAUUUCUGUAUUUUGGGAUAAUAUUUACUUUCUGUGGAUUCCUAUUAGUUGCUCUGUUUGAAGACGAAGGGAAUGAUAUAUCGUUUACGCGUUUAUCAUUUCUUUUCCUCACUAUUAUAUCCAUAACCACACAUAUGGGAAUUUAUUGCGCUGUUGAUGAAACGCUAAUGACCCAAUACAAUGGAAUUUAUCAUGCGGUGUACGAUUAUGAGUGGUAUUCUCUGGAUCCAAAAGAAGCAAAGGAUUUAAUCCCAUUUAUGAUUAAAAUUAGAGAUCCUGUUUAUUUCACUGCUGGAAAAAUAUUUCCUGUGACAAUGGCUAUGCUUUGCAAUGUGAUAAAGACAGCGGCCGGUUACAUAUCUGUUUUACUUACGUUAAGGAAAAACUAAAAAGUUAUGUAAGAUUAAAUUGUUUGUAGGUUUUUGCUAGAAUCACUGGUAUGCAAUAAUUAAAACGGAUGUAAGUACUUUAUUCACAUCAAUUUAUUAUUUAUGUUUAUUGCAUAUUAUUUUUUUUAAUUUAAAUUUUUUGUAAAUUUUAUUUUGCUCAAAAUUCGGACAAAACUACGUUGUUAAAUGGUACGUAUACAAAUGGUUUAUAAUGUUUACAUGAUAUGUUGUUCAUAGUGGGACUUGCAGUUUGCUUUUAGAAUAGGAAUAUGAAAUAAACGACACUAUUAAAAUAAAAUACUUUGAUCAAAUAUCUAAUAUUAUAUACAUAUAUCUAUAGACAUUCUA